CAGUGUGGGUGCAGCGUUCACGUCUCUGUGGUCUCGUGAACUCCUACAGCCUCUGUUUAACCCAGCAUCUCUCACAGCUGCUGAACUGAUAUUCAGAAGCUCGCAUCUCCCAGAAGAACACUGCGGUGAUCAGAGUGCUGAUGAAUGAGCAGAUUUACCAGCCGUCCUGAUUUGAUGUUUGAAACAUCAGAAAACUCUUGCACUUCCUGUAGCAGCUUCAGAACCCGAAUCACAACCAGACACAUCGCCGGACACCCGAGGACUGUAACCUGACCCCGUCUGUGGCUUCACUGCCGCUGAAGUAAUGCCUCGAUCGUUUCUAGUGAAAAGUAAGAGGGCGGGGCAUCACUCCACACGCUCCGCCCACUCUCAGCAUGGGCAUCAUGACGGAUGGACGUCCAGCAGUCGCUCAUCGGCUCUGGAGCUGCUUCCCUGCACAUCCACCGACAGCAGCCAGACCCAAAACAGCACCGAUGGAGCUGGAGCUGGAGCUGGAGCCUGGCCUUCACCCACUGCAGCAGGGAAGCAGUCUGGAGUUUGUCCCUCAUCUGACCUGUCGUCCUCUGGAUCUGAUCUGGAGCGUCUGAUUCAGGCUUUACUCAGGCACCAUCAGCUGAACAACGUCCAGACGCCGCUGUGUGAGUGUCCGCUCUGUGAGAAGUUCCUGUCCUCUGCUGUGGGUUUGGCAUCGCACUUGUGCAAGUCACAUGACAACAGGGCUGCUCUCCCAUUGGCCGGCUCCACAGGCUGUACCCAGGAGCAUUAUGGGUACAGACCUACGGGAAUACUAAGGAUGAGAGAGCGGAGUUUCACCUGUAAGGUUUGUGGGAAGGUGUUUAAGAGGUCGUCGACUCUCUCCACACACCUGCUCAUUCACUCGGACACACGGCCGUUCCCGUGCCCCUACUGCGGAAAGAGAUUCCACCAGAAAUCUGACAUGAAGAAACAUACGUUUAUACACACAGGUGAGAAGCCUCAUGUGUGUGUGGUGUGUGGUAAAGCGUUCAGCCAGAGCUCCAAUCUGAUCACACACAGCAGGAAACACAGCAGCUACCAGCCCUUCAGAUGCUCACACUGCCCGCUCGGCUUCCAGAGGAGACUGGAUCUACAGCGCCACCUACAGACACACUCGGAGAACCACAGCGACAGACUGUACCACGGGACCUGAGAGAGACCAGCUGCACACAACACAUUGCUUUUUUACCCUAAAGUACUUCUUUAUAAUGUUUGUCAGUUUAAGAUGUUUGCACCAAAAACAUUUUUCUUCCUCCCUCUAACUUUAAUGUACAUAUCAUUGCAUUGUGAAAAUAUCAGAACAUACUGGUAAAAAAAAAAAAAAAAAAGUAGCUUUGGAUAAAAGCAUCUGCUAAAUGCAUAAAUGUAAAUGUAGAACGUCCUAUACUGUACAUUUAUGGCUUAAAUACCUUUUAUUGUUGCAUAUCAAUUGGUUUCAUAAUCACAAGGUUUCACUAUUUUUUUGAGUCAGAAUAUAUUUUUCACAUGAGCAGGAAUCAUCUUGAUGCUAAUAUGACCAUAUGGAAAACAAAAAUGUAAUUACAUGUAAAACUGGUAAAAAAAAAAACAGAUGAGAUGGACCGGUCAGAAUAGUUAUGUGUGUAAAUGCAAUGCAAAAUCCAAUCCAAUGCUACUUUGAAAAACUAGCACAAAAAUAAAAGAGGUUACCUGAUCCUGGAGAGCAAAACAUGGGAUUUGCAAAUCCAGAUCAUUCUGAUCCAGAUGAAACUCUAAACAACUGGCCCCAGAAGAUUGUAUCUUCUUUUAAGCACAAAUGAAGGAUAAAAGAUCUUUCCCAACCC
Molecule: messenger RNA, 1817 nt
Organism: Carassius auratus (goldfish)
Lineage: Eukaryota; Metazoa; Chordata; Actinopteri; Cypriniformes; Cyprinidae
Product: zinc finger protein Gfi-1b-like
Exons: 7
Coding region: 305-1168 (287 amino acids)
Biological process (GO): regulation of transcription by RNA polymerase II
Molecular function (GO): RNA polymerase II cis-regulatory region sequence-specific DNA binding; DNA-binding transcription factor activity, RNA polymerase II-specific
Source: RefSeq, a predicted model, not a curated record